GGCUCGGCUCGCGCGUGAGGAGUGAAGUUGUUUUGGUCCAAAGAAAAACAUUAUUGUAUAACCGGCGGUCGGAACAAACUUUAAGUGAAAUUAGAUGAUUUUUGUGUGAAUUUCUCGUGCUGACUGCACUUUACUAUGUUGGCCCGACGACCUGUUCAGGCAAUUUCGAGCCUGAUUCGGAAUUUCUCAAGCAUUUCACUCAACGAGACUUCCAGGGCGGCAACGGUGAUACCCCUGAAGGCAACAUCAUGCCAAACGAAACCGGAAUUACCCAGUGGCAGCACAUCCCGGCUAGUGUUUCUUCCACGUGAAAUUUCACUGGACAUCGGCCAAGUCCGGAUCAAUCCGCUGUUGCCACGGAAAGAAAUCCUCGACCUGCCGCUGAUUAGUCGAAUCAUCGAGAAUCCGAACCAAUCCCGGAUCACCGAGAUCGGAGACCUCCCGCGGUCCCUUCCCGUGAUAGACCUGCCCAAGAGCAACACGGUCGACGACGGCGGAAUCCAGGCCGCCCGGUUGAUCGUGAUCCGACGCCGGAAGAUGCGCAAGCACAAGCUGAGGAAGCUGCGCAAGAAGAUGAAGUACGAGUGGGCCAAGGUGCGUCAACGGCGUGAACUUCGCAAGGAGAAGGCCUUCCAGGCGGAUCUGAUCGCCCAGAUUAAGGACGCCGAACGGUUCUCGGCGGAGGCGUACGUGGCGGACAAGCUGCGUCAGGCGACGGACACGCCGAUUCCGCGCUUCUGGAAGGGAAAGCGACUGCCCCAGUUCCUGAUCAAGCAGAAGCUGGGCAUUGAGUGAGAGCGUGCGGGUCGGGAUGAGUACCGGCUUAGCAAGUUAUGAUUAUGGUAAUAAAGCGUGUUGACAUAAAUAA
Messenger RNA from Culex pipiens pallens (northern house mosquito), 868 nucleotides. RefSeq lists its product as uncharacterized. The transcript has 2 exons. Lineage: Eukaryota; Metazoa; Arthropoda; Insecta; Diptera; Culicidae. The record is from RefSeq and is a predicted model, not a curated record. The coding region runs from base 136 to 795 and encodes 219 amino acids.